CAACGAGCCUCCGAGUACGCGUUACGAGGUUGGGUUAAGAAUACCCCCUGCGGAAGGGUUGUUGAAGGAGAAGCUCAAGGUCCGGAAGAGUCAAUCCAGAAGUUCGUCCAGGAUCUUGAUAAGGGACCUCGCCUGGCCCAUGUAGUGAAACUGGAAAAGAAGGAGCUGGAAGUGAAAGGAGAUGACGACGAGGAGGGACAUUUCGGAGUGAAGAGGACAUCCGAGACUAUAUUUGAAUCUCUUUAA
Aspergillus ochraceoroseus IBT 24754 is the source of this 246-nucleotide messenger RNA. RefSeq lists its product as uncharacterized. Lineage: Eukaryota; Fungi; Ascomycota; Eurotiomycetes; Eurotiales; Aspergillaceae. The record is from RefSeq and is a predicted model, not a curated record. The annotation marks the transcript as partial. The transcript is spliced from 2 exons.